This is a messenger RNA of Varroa destructor (honeybee mite), 5624 nucleotides long. RefSeq lists its product as uncharacterized. Gene Ontology annotation, cellular component: nucleus. Gene Ontology annotation, molecular function: RNA polymerase II cis-regulatory region sequence-specific DNA binding; DNA-binding transcription factor activity, RNA polymerase II-specific. NCBI's taxonomy places the organism in Eukaryota, Metazoa, Arthropoda, Arachnida, Mesostigmata, Varroidae. The record is from RefSeq and is a predicted model, not a curated record. Gene Ontology annotation, biological process: regulation of transcription by RNA polymerase II.
AACUCUGACGUAGAUUUAUUUAUUUCAGAUUCGAGAUCACAGAUCGUGACGGCGUCAUCGCAGUAAACACGGCCUGUACACACCUUUGGGAAUACCGAAUUAGAGUGUCGCUAUGUGAAUAGCCCAAAAGCCAAUAUAUACGAAUGAACAAAUUAGAAAUUUGCCCUAGGCUGUCCACGCAAAACAUAUUUAGCUUGUUUAUACGUCUGAAACGAGUGACCAAAGAUGUCAGGAUUUGAAAUUUAUAAAUAAACCUGUCUGCGUACAUUAUAUAAUAUGUAAUAGGAGCCUUCCAUGGGUAUGAUCUCAAUAUGCACAAUUCUCCUUAUAUUAACCGUAUUAACAAUAGUUCUUAGGAGGUGAUGGUCUUAGCAAUUAACCAACUGGGCAGAAGAGCGGCUCCCUUACCGAAAGCCUAAUUCUUGAUUUUUUAACGCUUUUAAAGUUAACCUAAUAUAUCUUCACACGAAUUCAAAGAUAGCACCGUGGCCACCGUAGCUUUCCAUAUACUAGUGGCCAUUGAGAGUCGACCCUAUAAUAAUAACUCUAUAAAGUCAAAUUUAACUAAUGUGCAGGUGCUCUCAACGUUUUUACUCUUACAGUUUAACGUGUGCUCCGGUAUUCGCUUGAUCGUCUUUGCUGGCACUUUCAAAUUCUAUUUUUUCUCCUUCGUUGCAUAACGUUUUAUUCCCAUUGUAGGUGCUGCUGCUGGCAGUGCAGCUGGUAGCGGUGGAAACGGCGGCGGCGGCGGCGGCGGCGGCGGCGGCGGCGCUACAAGCGGGUGGACAUUUAUGUCGACCGUACAGUCUCUACUCGAGCUUGAAGAGAAACGCUUCCGAUGUUCGCAUUGCCCGUAUCAGACAAACGACGUCGGCAACUUCCGUCGCCACGAGCUCAUCCAUAGUGGAACAAAGCCAUUCAAAUGCGUCCUCUGCGACUUUCGCUCAGCCUGGCGAAAAUCGAUCAAGUCGCAUAUGAUCAACGUGCACAAGACGACGGCCGCAGAUCGCAGCAAGAGCCCUCAGACUACGGAAAUUCAAGUUGAGACGUAUACAGGCCGACACAAGCUGGCGACCAUCUCGUACCGGUUGAUUCGAUGUCCGAAGUGCACUUUUCUCACGACGUCGCGUGCCGAACUAGUAGCUCACACACGACUGCAGCACCCGCUCGUCGUUCAACUUCCUUUACAAGUGCCACCGCAUAGAAGCGCCGGUGGGACAAGUGGCUCUAGCGGAGCGUCAGGGGUUGUUCUGCCGGCGACGGAAGGACAUCAUGGUCCUCCAGUGGCCAUUGUUCCGGCUGGGAGUGUUGGAGCUGCGCCUUCGUUACCACCGCCACCACCUCCGUCGCUAAGUUCGACCGUUCCCAUAGCAACGGGCGGUGCAAUGACAACAGGCGGGCCCAUUGUUUCCAUGGCAACCGUCGUUGGCAACAGCUCUGUACCGUUUAGACGCUGUCGGAUUUGUGGGUUCCAGGGAAGUCGGCGAGCUGUCCGUGAACACGAACAGGUUGUACAUAUGAUGUUUGAGGCCCCGAAAUUUGGUGCCAAAAUGAUGCUUUCCCUACUCACGAUGUUGCCGGGAGGCGGGGGUCCCGGAGGUCCAGUGGCGGGUGGUCCCCAGGCGUCAGACGAGGUUCAUUACAUCCCGUUCGAAGGGGGCUACAAAUGUAAGCAUUGCAAUUAUUGUGCACCACACCGAAACCUUGUAGUACGUCACGCUCGAACUCACACCGGUGAGAGACCAUAUGCUUGUAACUACUGCUCGUAUCGAUCGUCGCGAUUGGACAACAUGCGGACGCAUUCAUACAAGUGCGCUGAGAAACGGCAGAAACGCAAUCUCGGCGUUAUGAAGGGACUCAACAACAAUACGAUCAACUUAAACAACGCGCUCAGUAGUGGCGGUGCCGUCGGUAGUGGCAGUGGAGGUAUACCGGCAGGAGGACAAUCUGGCGGAAAUAAUCCGACAUUGAGUGGACUUCUAUCUACACCUGUCCUGACAGUACAAGUCCAUAGCAACAGAGGACAGCGUCCUGGUGCAGGCAGCGCUAGUGACCUGCUCGAUACUCUCCAAGGGGGAACCUUAGAUCCGCAACAGCUUGAGUACGAACAGCCAUCGCUCAGCAUUCUUCCUUUACCUCAAGAUCUAACAGAUGCGUCUUCCCUUACAGAAAGCGCCUCUGCACUUCCGCCAUCAAACCUUAGUAUACCGAAUGCCGUCGACGUAGCAGCAACAGCAACAGUAGCGACAACAGCAACAAGAUUAGGAAGGCCAUCUUUCCCUCCUGUCGGCGCGACGUGUGCGCCGCCAGUGGCCAUACAAAUGGAAACGCCCCCAGCAACAACAACACCUGUAAUACAGUCUUCUGAAGAAGUGAAUCUUUCUUACACAAGAAGACAGCUAUCGGCAGCAUUUUUAAAUUGUCGAAAAUCUUCACCUUUGCUUGUCGUCGGCCAUGGUUAUUGCCCGAGCGCCCAAUCAGAUUCUCAAUCAGAACACUCCGGGCAUUCAAGGGCCGAGCUCCUCUCCUCUGGGGAAUGUUCUGCGGCAUCUUCGCCAAGUACAACUCCUCCGCCUACUGCAAUGUUAGUACCGUACUCGAUCCUCGCUUCAACGUCAGCGUCAUCUACGUUAUUUACAGUACGAGAUGCCUCUGCAGUAGCUACAGCACAGGCGACUGUGCAUCACGGUGCGUGUCCAGAGACUGCGUCAGAAAAAACUACACCGCCUCCGAGAGGUCAGCAGCAUUUUGUCCCGUCAAAUGAUGAGGUCGGAGCAUGUAUUGGCGUAAACAGCGACACGACGCAGCGCACUCUAGAGUUAGCUGCCUCACGAGCAGAUUUCAUUUCGCCCGCGUAUAGACCGUUAGUUGAGCAUCUAACGCUGUCUUCGACAACAACAGUGACCGAUUCAGCGAGAAAAUCUGCCAGCCAGCGAGGAUCGCCCCCGUCGCCCAGCUCGCAGCCAUCACAGAUGGCUCUGCUGUCGCUUAUUAGUAAACGUCUACCUCAUCAUCCAACCGCCUCUCCCGUGUUGGACGAGCGUCCACCCGUUAUCACUCGCUCGCUCGUCGCCGCUGCAUCGAUUCACAACGAGCGUACCGGUGCGUUUGAUACUGUUCCUACGAAGCACCCGUCACGUAUAGCGGUGGUACCGAUGCCAUCGGUCAUUACUCCUCUGAGGACCUCACUUCGGCAGGCGCCGCCGUCAUCGCCGUCUUCUGCGGUUCAGUCGUCUACAUCACCAGUCAGUCCACCAUGUCCAGCAGCCACCAACUCCAUAACAGCCCAAGCGCCAACAGCUGCUAAUGAAGACCCUUUAGCUCAUUCUUCGAGGCAUGCGCACAUGAUAAUUCAUAGACCGACUCCAACGCGAAUGGGUCAAGUUAAUGCUGGGGCUGCCGGCAAUUCGAGCACUGGCCAAGUGGCGCAGAACGUUCCUCCUUCGCAAUUGAUCGCUCGAAGCAUGCGAGCCGGCGCUACACUGACAGGAUCAUUCACACGAAAACCUUGCCCUUACUGUGUAAAUAAGAGCUUUCCUUCGUACAAGGACCUCGAACGCCACCUGCGGACGCAUACCGGUGAGCGGCCCUAUCCCUGCAAUAUGUGCGACUACCGUGCGCGACAACGGGGCGCCCUUCGUAACCAUAUGAGUAAGAAGCAUGGCGUGCAGAUGCCUCACCUUCCGCCGGUAUCGUCCGCCGCAGCGUCGGGAAAUUUUCCGCUUCCUCCGAACCUUCUAGCGAAGUUGGGUUUGUCUCAGACAAGUGUUGCUGGUGGUCCUGGGGGAUCGGUCAAUGCCGGGCCUAGUCCCGAGGCUGUUCAAGCUUUGGAGACGCUUCAGGGCCUUCAACAAGCCGCUGUCGUUGCUGCAGCUUCCAGCAACAUUGUCCUUUCACUUCCCCCGUCACCUGCCGCAACUGCAUUGUCGACCUGCUCCGUCCAAAGUUCCUCUGCUUCUCAGAACAACGCUAGCAGCGCUGGUACAUCGUGUCUCGCUGGCUUCAUACUGAAUGGCCAACUAAAUCCGCGUCGUCACCAUUGUGAAGUAUGUGGAAAGCAGUUUCAGUCACCCAGUCAUCUGAGGAUCCACAUGCGUAGUCAUACGGGUGAACGACCCUAUGCAUGUCAGUUCUGCGACUAUCGUGCCACACAGCUCGGCGCCUUGAAGAAACACAUUGAAGGCAUUCACCAUAAACUAAACAACUCGACUCGAGUCGCUGAGGUGGUGAGACGAUGCCCAGUCGAGGAAAUACGGCUGAUGCUAUUCACAUACCGUCUCUUGAAAGUCUCAUGCGCAUCUCUCACUCUCUUCGUUAUUCCUGUGGGAAACUUAAUGACGAUGCAACUUCAAGGUGACAAUACUACAACUAGCGGUACUGUGAUCCCCCUUGUCGUUUCAUUAACUGGCGCUCUCGAGGCAUUUACCAAAGCUAACAACAGCCUCGUAGCCACAAGCGGAACAACGACCCCAUCGACGAGUACGAGCUCAGGUGAUCGACCCGCGUGCUCGAUCUGCGGCAAAGAUUUUUCGACAACAUGGCAUCUUCGGGUUCAUAUGCGUGGUCAUACCAACGAACGACCAUAUGGCUGCAGUGUGUGCGAUAAGACGUUCCUUCGAUCUGACCAUCUCUGUCGGCAUAUGCGCAAUGUUCACAAAGUCAACCCAAACAGCAACGAAGUUACUUGGCUUAUGGAGGCGAUGGAGGAUGAAGAGCGCAUGCGUGUCGCCCUUCAAUAAGCCUAACAUCUUAAUAAAAAUAACGGUCAUAUAAUUCUACACGUUUAAAAGGAGCGGCCUAACUCGGUAUUUAAUCAUGUGGCUAAGAAGGUUCGGAAUGUUUGAGAUAAACACUUAAAAGACUGACGCGUCUAGAUGAAUUAAAACGGAUGCUAAACAUGAAGCAUUCAAGAUUUCGGAUAAAAAGAAGGGCAAAUUAUUAGCUAGAAAGCAACAAGAAUAGUGAUCAGAUCGAUGACUUGCAAACAAAUUCAAAUCUCGCGCGUAUCUGGUUAAAGUUAAUUGCCAGCGUACCGCUAAGAAAGCCUGGAUACACUACAUGAAAAGUUGCGAUAAGUGUGUACUCGUAUAGUUAUACGGAUUAUUCUUUCACGUACUAGCUUUCACCAACUGAAACUUGUGCGUCACUUUCUAACUUACCAUAUGUCGUUCUGGAAGGUGGAAAAAAUGUAUCAAUAAAUAGAUCUUCGGUGUAACCCCUUCAACCAUCAAAAAAUCACGGAGACACAACGAAACAGUAGCAUUCUUAAUCCGAAUUUCCACAUACGGUUGUGUUAAUUUAUAAACAGCAGAAGAUAUUGAUUAUAUGCCCUUGAACCUGCUACAUGUAUAAUAGGACGCUUUGUGGUAUUAUCCAGCCUGAGAAAUUGAGUUGGUAAAUAUCUAUUUGACAAACAGGCCAGUUGUUACAAUGGAUCGUAAAUGAGUUUCGAGUCCCAUCUUACUCAUCUGUGCGAGAGCUCAAAUGUGCAACGACCAGAAUAAUGAUACGUUAACAAAAAAAUCGGGACUAAAAAUUAACAUGAUCCGUAGGGAUGAUAUUCGUAACGAUGGCAAACCAUAGGUUAGGGACGUUUUUUUUUACCCAGAAUUAGGAGAACGUUA